Molecule: messenger RNA, 2250 nt
Organism: Athalia rosae (coleseed sawfly)
Lineage: Eukaryota; Metazoa; Arthropoda; Insecta; Hymenoptera; Athaliidae
Product: adenylate kinase 8
Exons: 8
Coding region: 537-1673 (378 amino acids)
Biological process (GO): nucleoside triphosphate biosynthetic process
Cellular component (GO): cytoplasm
Molecular function (GO): nucleoside diphosphate kinase activity; ATP binding; AMP kinase activity
Source: RefSeq, a predicted model, not a curated record
UCAACUGAUAAGAAAAAGAUAUUCACGAAUUGUCGGAUAAUUAUUCACCUCCUAUUUGUGAUAAUAGACAUGAGGCUUGAAACGUUGGAACAUGUAAUAAACAAUAUCUCUACGUGCAUUCAAUUUCAGGAACUUGCUAAGGAGUUGGUGGUCAAAAAGCCAGACGAUCAUAUAAGCUACUUAAAACAAUGUCUCCCUCACGCUGCGGUUAAUCGCGAUAUCCCUAUAAUGAUCAUCCUUGCUCCACCGAACUUUGGUAUUCGCUAAUCUGCACUAACGCUAUAGAAAUGGACGUAAAAUAACAAAAUCUUGACUUCAUGUAAUGUCUAGAUAAAAUCCAAUUCGCUCGAGCUCUUCAGGCGGAGUUAGGUGUUCGUCCCGUAACUCUUAUUGAUAUUCACAAAGCAGCAUCCAUAGUAAGUUCAUUACAGGUACAAACUAGUUGAUUCACCUGGAUUUCACCAAAUAUUCAAUGCAAAUAUUAAGAGAAGAGUCACAAUAAUUAAUGAUAAGACUAUACACUUACUUUUCAGGGUAUGCAUGUCACCUGUAUGGCAGCGGAAGAUGUUGCGCGCAAUUUGAAGAAAAUCCUCUGUACUGGGACGCUGAACAAUAGCGGCUGGGUUCUCGUGGAUGUACCAAGGACAAAAGCGGAAGCCCAAGCUUAUCAGCGUAUUGGUAUAAUCCCUACUCACGUUCUACAAAUCAAUCUCACUUCUGAACCGACAGAUCACAAAUAUGAAGGCAAGAUGAUGACGAAAAUUCAGAUUCCGAUGGAAAACCGACACGAUCUCUCUUCGAAUCCUCAGCAAAGCAUUUUCAAAAAACACCUGCGUGGCCUUCGGAUUGCGUACUCGGACUGCUUGAUCGAAGUUGACGUCGGGGAUCGGAAUAUCAAAGAACUAGCAAAAGACUGCGCUAUCCUCGCAAAAAGAAGAAAACACUGCGGGGCUCCAUCGACCUUCCGAGUCGCCGUCAUCGGUUCCAGAGGUUCCGGAAGUCGUAGCGUCGCUAGAAAAUUGUGCGAACGAUUUCAGCUAGUACAUGUUGACUUUGAAAAGGUACUACAACAAACGCGACUCCAGAAUUCACCGUUGGGAAAAAAUCUGAGGAUGAUCGAGCACACUUGGGGUGAUAGACUAAAUCCUGAAACAAGGGCACAAGUGGUUGAGAAAUAUAUUCUGGGAUAUGAAUGCACGAAGCGUGGCUGGGUUCUAACAGGCUACCCCACAACUGAGAAGGACUUUCGGCUGCUUGACAUGAUGGCUACGCCGCCGAAUAGGGUGAUAUUUCUGGAAGUUGAUUCUUUCACCUGUAAGCAGAGGUUGCUAGGGCGACGUGUGAAUAUGUACACCGGGAGCAGGCACAAUCUUACGUCGGACAAUCUGUCGGAAAAUAAAAUGACCCACCUGGCUGUACACCCUGAAGAUUAUCGUAGCAAUGUGGAAAAACAGAUCAAAGAGUACGAAGACAAUGUAGCAGCGAUGAUGAAUUAUGCCAGAAGUUCAGCUACUGUUAUCGAUGGUUCUCGUUCCGAAUCUACCGUGCGAGAACUGGCGGAAGCUUGUUUAAUGAGACCUGCUCCAUGCGGACCACCGAGAGUUUCAAUUUCACCUCCGAUUGUCCGAUUUGAGGACAUCGAAUUUGACCCAGACGAUGAAGAAGAUCUUUGACGGUAUUCGAUCGCCAGUGGAAUAAAUUUUUUUAGACACGAUUACAAAUAACAUACCGUCAUCAAAAACUUUUCCACGUUAACUUACGGUGCUAAUAUUGUAUGAACAAAAUUUCGAUCGAGGAAUCGAUGAUUUCGUCAUGUUUCAAGUUUGCGGAUUAUUCUUAAGCCUGCAGAAUCGCGCGGUAAAAAAAUUGACGUUUCAUGCUCCAUGGGGUGCGCUACGCGCGUUCUCUUCAACUUGUUGUUUUCCUGACACACCAGGCAUCCAAACCUCGCGACGUCACAUUAUUCUACGAUAUGCCUCGCAUGUCGACGAGGGUACCGGGGGCGGCACACGUCACGCGGAAGCGUCGAGGUCAAAUGGCAUUCGGCGAUCGUUGACUGGGGUCGUGAGCUCCCAUCUUCGAGGGUGGGACACCCCAGGGUGUUGACGUAACAAGCACGUCAGGGAUUCCGGUGGCGCCUGGCCCACGGCAAUCAUCCACGUGUAGAAGUCGUGGUUGUAAAAAUCAUGACGUAUAUUUAGCGGGCAACACCCCUAGUUUUAUCUCCUAUAGAUGCAGAAAGGGGGUACU